This is a messenger RNA of Adineta steineri, 2511 nucleotides long. NCBI's taxonomy places the organism in Eukaryota, Metazoa, Rotifera, Eurotatoria, Adinetida, Adinetidae. The record is from the annotation of a GenBank genome assembly.
AUGUCCUCCGAACGUCGACUUUCAGAUCUGCGUAAUUUAGUCAGUGGUCUUUAUACUCUAGGAGCAACAAUUGGUACUGGUCAUUUUGCUGUUGUUAAACUUGCUCGACAUGUUUUUACACAAAAAGAAGUUGCAGUUAAAGUUAUUGACAAAACAAAACUUGAUGAUAUAUCAAAAGCUCAUUUAUUUCAAGAAGUUAUGUGUAUGAAAUUAGUACAACAUCCAAAUGUUGUUCGUUUAUAUGAAGUUAUUGAUACACCGAAUAAACUUUAUCUUAUUUUGGAAUUUGGUGAUGGUGGUGAUAUGUAUGAUUAUAUUAUGAAACAUGCUAAUGGUCUUAAUGAAUCAACAGCUCGAAGAUAUUUCCGACAAAUAUGUCGAGCACUUAAAUAUUGUCAUGAAAUGCGUGUGUGUCAUCGAGAUCUUAAGCCUGAAAAUUUAGUAUUUUUUGAAAAACAAGGUGUUGUUAAAUUAACUGAUUUUGGUUUUUCUAAUCAAUUUUCACCUGGUAAAAAACUACUAACCAGCUGUGGAUCUCUUGCAUAUUCAGCACCGGAAAUAUUACUGGGUGAUCCAUAUGAUGCAACUGCUAUUGAUAUUUGGAGCUUAGGUGUUAUAUUAUUCAUGCUUGUGACUGGUCGAGCACCAUUUCAAGAAGCAAAUGAUUCAGAAACAGUAAUGAUGAUACUUGAUUGUUGUUAUAAACUUCCACCAAAUAUCUCCUCUGAAUGUCAAAAUUUAGUUCAUCGAAUGAUUGUUCGUGAACCAGAAAAACGUGCAACAUUAGAUGAAGUGAUGUCUGAUAUAUGGUAUAAACAAUGUGAUGAUGAUAAUGAUGAUGUUGAAGAUCAGCAUUAUGUUGAUGCAUUACCAUUAAUAUCACAUAAAACAAUAUCACAAAAUGAUCAUGAAUUUAUUCUACAACAAAUGAUUGAUGGAAAUAUAUCUGAAAAAGAUGCAAUUCUACAAGCUUUAAAUGAUGAUCAAUAUAAUCAUAUAACAGCAACAUAUUAUCUACUUGCAGAAAAACUUUUAAAUGAUCGUUUAUAUGAUAGAACAGAUGAUAAUGAACGAAAUGCAAAACGACAACGACGUUUACAACCAGCUAGUGAUCCAUUUACAGAACAAAUUGGAGUUUUUAUGUCAUCCUCAUCGUCAAAUCCAGGAAAAGAAAAUCUACCACCAAUAGUAACAACUCCAAGACAUUCAAUUGAUUCUACAAGUGAACAAAUUUUACCCGCAUUAGUUGAAGAUGAAGAAGAACGACCGUCAUUACAACAACGUUCAACAAAUGCAACUACACCAACAACACCAGCUCAAGCUAUGAAAAUUAUUCUUGAAGAAGAUGAAAAUUCAGAUUCACCGCCCGCAGAUAAAACUGCAGCAGCACUUCAACAAGCUGGAAAUCAUCCAAAACUAAAUAAAAUAGUUGAAAGCGAUGAAGAAGAUGAAGUUGUUGAUGAAGAUGAUAAUCUUUCUACACCAAAUACAACAGUAUUUAUUGGAAAUGGUGCUUCAUCUACUAUCGAUAGUUCAACAGCAAGUGGCAUAUUACGAUCAAAAGAUUUACGUUCAGUUGUUGAAACAAAACGUCGAAAUUUUUCUCGUAGUCGAUCUAGUUCUGAUAGUGAAGAUAAUGGCAGUAGUUUUGAAAUGAAUCGUUCAUCAAGUCGAAAACAACAGACACGUUCUCCAACACGUCCAUGUUCAUUUCAAGAAUUCAGUGAAACAAUAAACGGUGAUCUCAUUAAUUCACAUCAGCAACAACAACAACAAACAGUUUCGAAUAAUAAUAAUGAAAAUCCCAAACGUCGAAGUUUUUCUCGUGCUAGUUCAAUAGCAUCGAAUAAUCGUUUAACAUUAAAUAGUACAACCGAUGAAAUUAAUAAUGAUAUGUCAGCAUCAACUAAUGUAACUUUAACAAGUGAUCGUACACGUAGUUUAUCUACAGAACAUCGUCUUGCAAAUCCUUCACAAAUGUCUAUAGCAUCUCGAACAAGUAUACGUUAUUCAACACCACGUGAAUCAACAGUAUUUACAAAAACAGACGCACCACCUGUUGUCCGUUUAUUACAACAAACUCAACAUCAUGAUACAACAGAUGCAAUUAAAACAAUAAUUGAACAUCAACGUUCCAUACAAACACCAUCCCAUACUGAACAUAUUCAAACACCAAUUAUUGUUGAAGAAGAUCUUUCACCCACACUAUUAUCCUCACCAAAUGCAAAUACAAAACCAUAUAUUAGCAAAAAGUCUAGUAAUGGUAUAAGUAAAUCAAAUGUUGUUGUGCCAACAGCAGAUAAUACGAAUCUACCAAAUGGUCAUAUUAAUCCAGUAUCAUCUCCAACACCAUCACAACAUUCAGUAUUAUCAACACUAAAAUAUUCUCUUCUUAGACAUCAACAACAACAAAAAUCUACUGUAGAAGGUUCAACAAAUGUUGAAAGUAGUACACAAAAACAUCAUCCAUCAACAUCGGAAAAAAAUCGAGUGUGUUGUACAAUUAUUUAA